This is a messenger RNA of Nilaparvata lugens (brown planthopper), 1913 nucleotides long. RefSeq names its product protein catecholamines up (gene Catsup). The transcript is spliced from 5 exons. Gene Ontology annotation, biological process: intracellular zinc ion homeostasis; zinc ion transmembrane transport. The record is from RefSeq and is a predicted model, not a curated record. Gene Ontology annotation, cellular component: membrane. NCBI's taxonomy places the organism in Eukaryota, Metazoa, Arthropoda, Insecta, Hemiptera, Delphacidae. Gene Ontology annotation, molecular function: zinc ion transmembrane transporter activity. The coding region runs from base 363 to 1568 and encodes 401 amino acids.
GAAUCAUCUGACUUUCCAUUUCCAAUCGCCAUUCGCCAAUACAAAGUUGACACAAGAACAAUCCAAAGUAGAGAUGCCGUAGCUGUAUUAUUUUUGUUUACAAGACACUCAUAACUCAGUAUUUAAUCUAUUUUUUGGUUAAUAUGCCGAAAACUACAACCGUAAAUUACGUUGUUUUCAUCUUAUAGACUGAUUCAAAUUGUUAGAAAAUUUGGUGAAGUGUUUAUCUAAAGCAAACCACGCAAAUAAUAGGUAUUGUUGACUAUACGUGUACGUGAGAUAACCGCUAGCACUUUUUUCAAUGAGUUAUUGAUAGGAAUGCAAAUUGUUUAUCUUGGUGACAAUAUUAAUACCUUUUAAAGAUGGGUGAUUUUUCCAGCUUAUCACCCUCAGAAGGCAAAUUGACUUUCAAUAAGAAAUUCUUUAGAGCCUUAGCUAUAGGAAUCAUAUUAUUAUUAAUCUUUCUAGAUUUCCCUCCUCUUUGUUCUGGACAUUCUCAUUCCCAUUCACACAGUCACGAUCACGCAGAUCCUGCUUUCAAGUAUUCAAAGGAAGCAAACAUUCCUAAAAAACCGUCCGUAAAUGUACCAGAAGUAAAUAGGUUCGACAUUCAGUUGUGGACACAAGCACUUGGCUCAACGCUUUUAAUUAGUGCUGCUCCUCUAAUAAUAUUGUUUUUGGUACCACUUGAUAACACUAAAGAAAAACAACCUCUUUUGAAAGUUCUUCUCAGUUUUGCGUCUGGAGGUUUGUUGGGAGAUGCAUUCCUUCACCUGAUUCCUCAUGCGCUUGUUCCAAUUGAGACUGAGGAGGAUAGUUCCAAACAAGGAGAUCAUUCCCAUUCACAUGCUCACGGCCAUAGUCAUGGUCAUGGCCAUUCUCACGCUCAUGGAGAACACGGUCAUGACAUGAGUGUUGGAUUGUGGGUGCUGAGUGGUAUUCUGACAUUCCUAUUGAUUGAGAAGUUCGUGAGGCUUGUUAAGGGAGGACACGGCCACUCACAUGGCCACUCGGCGGCUGCUGGCGAUGGAUCCAAAGCAAAGUCCAGUGAUGACGAAGAUGAGAAAAAAGAUGACAGCAAAUCCGUUGAAAAAACUGAAAAACAUCAAGUGACUGAAAAUAUGAAAGUAGCAGGAUACUUGAAUCUAGCAGCAGACUUUGCGCACAACUUUACAGACGGUCUAGCAAUAGGAGCAUCUUAUUUGGCUGGCAAAAAUAUUGGAAUAGUUACCACAGUAACUAUAUUGUUGCAUGAAGUGCCGCAUGAAAUCGGCGAUUUCGCCAUCUUGAUACAGUCAGGAUGCAGUAGGAAAAAGGCCAUAUUCCUCCAGCUCUCUACAGCCGUUGGAGCUAUGACUGGAACUGUGAUAUCAUUAUUGGCCAAAGGAAUAGAUAGUGCAGCGACGAAAUGGAUCUUGCCCUUCACAGCUGGCGGAUUCAUUUACAUAGCUACCGUCUCAGUCAUUCCCGAACUGUUGGAGGAUACCAAGUUCUGGCAGUCUGUCAAGGAGAUAGCUGCUUUGUUGCUUGGAGUUUACAUGAUGGUAUUGAUUGCUAAUUACGAAUGAGCGUCAGCUCCUUCUGGUUGGAAAUUGGUGCUACUUGGAAAAAGAUUAUUAAUAUUCAAAAAUUAUUUAUUGUAUCCUAUUCUAAUUCAACGGCAUCAAGAGACCAACAUUUCAUAUUAAGUACUUAUGAAUCAAAAUCAGAUCAACAUUUGAAAAUUGGGAAUCUAAUUUCAUUCUUCCAUUGCAUCGAAUCAGAAGUAGUAUAGCAUUCAUUCAUUUUUUUCAUCAUUCCCUUGCUAAUUUGUAAGUGCUGUGCUCCAAUACUGUUGAAUAUGUAUUGAAAAAGUUUAACAAUACUGUUGAAUAUGUAUUGAAAUGUUUAACAAUAAAGUAUUGUUAUUGCAA